Messenger RNA from Rhinocladiella mackenziei CBS 650.93, 813 nucleotides. RefSeq lists its product as uncharacterized. The coding region runs from base 1 to 813 and encodes 270 amino acids. The transcript has 2 exons. The record is from RefSeq and is a predicted model, not a curated record. Lineage: Eukaryota; Fungi; Ascomycota; Eurotiomycetes; Chaetothyriales; Herpotrichiellaceae. Gene Ontology annotation, molecular function: NADH dehydrogenase activity.
AUGGCGUCGAAAUUCGUGCCUCAGCUGGUGCGCCAGGUGACGCGGGUUGCUCCCAAAACUUCACGAAGACAAUUAUUCCAUCCUAGAUACUUCUCCAGCACGCCUUCGUCACACAGUGAAACCCUCUCCGUGCACCGUAAUACAGCCGAGAACAACCCUAGUAUUCCUUUUUCCUUCAACGAAACGAACCUCCGCCUCAUCGAUGAGAUCCUCAAACGAUACCCACCACAGUACAAAAAGGCUGCUGUGAUGCCAAUUCUGGACCUGGGUCAGCGACAGCAUGGAUUUACAUCGAUCAGCGUGAUGAAUGAAGUGGCGCGGAUUCUAGAGAUGCCGCCGAUGCGAGUCUACGAGGUCGCGACUUUCUACACGAUGUACAACCGCAACCCUGUGGGCAAGUACUUUGUCCAAGUGUGUACGACGACGCCAUGCAUGCUAGGUGGCUGCGGUAGCGACAAGAUCAUGAAGGCAUGCGAGGAUUUCCUGGGGAUCCACUCCGGCCAUAUGACCGAGGAUGGACUGUUUAGUCUGCUCGAGGUCGAGUGUUUGGGUGCUUGUGUCAAUGCGCCCAUGAUUCAGAUCAAUGAUGACUACUACGAGGAUUUGACGCCCGAGACGACAGUCCAGUUGCUACAGGCUCUGAAGGAUUCCGCGACCAUCAGUGGGUAUGACGCUAGCAAAGUGCCGCGUCCGGGCCCGCAGGUUUACGAGGGUUCGCAGAGGAUGACCUGUGAGCCGCGGUCAGGGAAGACAACGUUGACUGGUGAACCGUAUCAUAUCAAAGAUGUCAUGCGGACGGAUGGCGAGCUGUGA